Closterium sp. Naga37s-1 is the source of this 3111-nucleotide messenger RNA. Lineage: Eukaryota; Viridiplantae; Streptophyta; Zygnematophyceae; Desmidiales; Closteriaceae. The record is from the annotation of a GenBank genome assembly.
AUGAGUGGUGUUACGCACGUCAAGGGCCGACGUGUGUUGGUGGUGACCAAUGAGUCCAUCGCGCCGCUGUUCCUAGAGCGGACUAUUUCGGCACUGACACAUGGCAACCCACAAUUGGAGGUUCGCAGCGUUGUGCUGCCAGACGGCGAGCAGUUUAAAGACCUGGAAACCCUCAAUCUGAUCUUCGACCGAGCCCUGGAGACCCGAAUGGACCGGCGUUGCACGUUCGUGGCUCUCGGGGGAGGCGUCGUUGGCGACAUGACUGGCUUCGCCGCGGCCUCUUACCUAAGAGGCGUCAAUUUUAUUCAAAUUCCCACUACCGUCAUGUCUCAGGUGGACUCGUCGGUGGGCGGCAAGACAGGUGUCAACCACCGGUUGGGAAAGAAUAUGAUAGGCGCGUUCUACCAGCCGCAGUGCGUUCUCAUCGACACCGAGACCCUCGCGUCGCUCCCCGACAGGGAGCUCGCGUCGGGGCUGGCGGAGGUGAUUAAGUACGGGCUCAUUCGCGACGCGGAGUUCUUCGAGUGGCAGGAGGAGAACAUGGACCGGCUAUUGGCCAGGGAGACGGCGGCACUGGCGUACGCGAUCAAGCGGUCGUGUGAGAACAAGGCGGCGGUGGUGGCGGCAGAUGAGAAGGAGGGCGGACUCAGAGCCACGCUCAACCUCGGCCACACAUUCGGCCAUGCGAUAGAGAAUGGGUUAGGAUACGGGGAGUGGCUGCAUGGGGAGGCGGUGGCAGCAGGCACUGUGAUGGCAGCUCACAUGUCGCACCGUAUGGGGUGGAUCGAUGCGGCUCUGCGGGAUCGCAUCACGGCCAUCAUCAAGAGGGCCCGACUGCCCACGCGCCCCCCUUCUGCCGUCACCAAGGAGCAAUUUAGAAGCCUCAUGGCGGUGGAUAAGAAGGUAGCGGACGGCCAGCUGCGUCUUAUUCUGUUGAAGGGUUCAUUGGGCGACUGUGUUUUCACUGGGGACUUCGACAAGGCCGCACUUGAAGCUACCCUCGACGAGUUUUGUGAAGCUAAUCUCCUUGCCAGCGUCAGCAGCAGCAUUGGUGAUGCAGUGACACGUGUGCAGAAGCUUAUCCAACCGUCGCCUCCGGGGCUGCCACCUGGACCUGCUGAUGACUCAGCAGUCAGGCUGGCGUCAGAUCCACUCGCCUUCCUGGAUGACGUGGCCAGGGACUACCCAGGCGGCAUUGCCACUGUCAGAUUGGUGGGAGAGCCCGUACUCGUUAUAAGUAACCCUGAAUUAGCACGGGAGGUGCUGGUUACACAGUCUGACGUUUUCAUCAAGGCCGGCACAGCGUUCUUCCCUGGCAGCAGCUUGACAGGGAACGGGCUGCUGGUGAGCGAUGGGGAGGUGUGGAAGAGACAGCGCCGGCUGUCCAACGCUGCCUUCAGGAAGGCCGCCAUCCAAUCAUAUGCCACGGCCAUGGCGGAGCUGGCGGAUGACAUGGUGGGAGGCACGUGGACGGGUAGCCGAGUAGGACGAGGAGAAAGAGGAGGGGAUUUGGUGGUGCGAGACGUGUAUGCGGACUUUAACGAGCUGACCAUGAGGAUAGUAGUGGCGGCGCUGUUUGGCGGGGGCGGGUUGGGGGGAGCAGCGGUGGAGCAGGUGGGGCCCGCCAUCUCCACGGCCUUUGAUCCCCGAGUGGUUUCCACGCCCGACAACCUCCAGUACACAGCAGCAGUGCAGCGUGAUGCACCAACCACCACCCUCUUUCCUUCUCUCCCCCUUCCUCCCAUGCGUGUGUGCAGUCCCCGAGUGGUUUCCACGCCCGACAACCUCCAGUACACAGCAGCAUUGCAGCGCCUGGAUGGGGUGCUGCUGUACCAACUCCCUUUCUCUCGCCCUCCUCCUUCUCCUCCGCAUUGGUUCCCCACCCCUGACAAUCUGCAGUACACAGCAGCAGUGCAGCGCCUGGAUGGGGUGGUGUAUCGGCUGAUAGAGGAGAGGAGGAAGGAGAUGGCAGGGUGGGCUGCCACACGGGGCAAUGCACAGGGAGGAGGCGAGGAGGGGAAGGAUUUGCUCACUCGACUACUGCUGGUGAGACACCAUUCACCCCUCCCCUCCCCUGCCCCUGCUGCUGCUGCUGCUGCUGCUGCUGCUGCUGCUGCUGCUGACAUAAGAGCGAACAGUAGUGCAGGUCGGCCCAUUUUCUUGCACUUACGUACCUGCCUGCCUCCCCUUGAAAAAAGGGCUCGGGAUGAAGACGGCUCGGGAAUGGACGACCAAUCACUCAGGGACGAGCUCAUGACUCUGCUGGUUGCGGGCCAGGAGACAUCGGCCAUCCUGCUGGCGUGGGUGUGUGUGCAGCUGGCGAUGCAUCCGGAGGAGCAGAGGCGGGCAGCAGAGGAGGUGCGGCAGGUGCUGGGAGGGCGGAGCCCCACUCACGCUGACGUUCCCAAGCUCAAGUACCUGGAGGCAGUGAUACAGGAGACGCUGCGGCUGAUGCCACCGGCGUACAUCGUGGGGCGCUGUGCGUGCCGAGACACGCUCCUGGGGGAGUGGCGUGUGCCUCAGGGCACCACUGUGCUUUUCAGCCCGUACCUGCUGCACCGCGACCCACAGCAGUGGCCCAGAGCUCUUGUUUUUGACCCGUCGCGCUGGCUACCAGGAGGAGACGCCCUUCCUCCAGCCGACAACCCCGCCUACUGGCCGUUUGGAGGGGGUCCCAGGAACUGCAUCGGCAUGGGCUUUGCGCUGCUCGAAGCCUCCCUCGUCCUCGCCCGCAUCCUCCAGUCCUUCUCCCUCUCUCUCCCCGCGGGCUCUCCCCCUCCCGUGCCCCGCGCCAUGAUCACCCUGCGGCCCGCCGGGGAGGUGAAUCUGCUGCUCACGCCACUUGCUCCUCACCCACGAGAGGAAAAGGUGACUGAAUCUCGUUCUGCUGGGACAGCAGGGCCAGCAGCAGCGGAACCUGCUGGAACGGCAGCAGCAGCAGCAGCAGCAUCACCAGCUCCAGCAGCAGCAGCAGCAGCAGCAGCAGCAGCAGCAGCGCCACCACCACCAACGCAAGCGUCGCCAGCAGCAGCAGAAGAUGCAGCUAACAACGGUAGAGCUCGCAGCAAGGGUUUAGGUGGGAAGGCAGAGACGACUGCUGUAUCAAAUUAA